AUCCCUAUAAUAAUCAGCGAUCUGGGCAUUUGGAAUUUACGAGGACUCGAGAAGGCAGCAGAAGCCCCGUGACGUCACGUGACAGCCUUCCGCGGGAAAUUCAGUACUGGCUGAACGGUUUAUAUCUGUCUUAUUUGGAUUAAAAACAACAACAACAUCGCUAUAUAAAACCUUAUAACGCACAACAUUAAUGUCAGUGGACGUUGCAGGUACAGCCAACGUCAUAAUAUGUCAAAGAAGAAAGGAUUAAGUUUGGAGGAAAAGAGAACUCGCAUGAUGGAGAUUUUCUUUGAAUCGAAAGAUGUGUUUCAGCUGAAAGACAUUGAGAAGAUCGCCCCCAAGUCAAAAGGCAUAACUCCCAUGUCAGUGAAGGACGUACUGCAGAGCCUGGUGGACGACAACAUGGUGGACUGUGAAAGAGUGGGUACAUCCAACUACUACUGGGCCUUUCCCAGCAAGGCCCUGCACGCUCGCAAGCGCAAACUAGAGGAGCUGCAAAGCCAGAUUUCUGAAACAAAGCAGCGGCAAGUGUCUGUACAGAAAGCGGUUGAAAAAGAAAAAGUUGGACGUCAAGAUACAAAGGAGAGGAGCUCUCUACUGAAGGAGCUGCAGGCUCUGAGAGAGGAGCGAACUCAGCUGCAGGCCGAGCUGGAGAAGUACAGAGAAUGUGACCCAGAGGUCGUAGAGGAGAUGAGAAAGUCAAAUGUCGUAGCAAAAGAAGCUGUUUCCAGGUGGACAGACAAUGUUUUUUCCAUCAAGUCAUGGACAAAGAAGAAAUUCUCCUUUGAUGACAGCCGCAUUAAUAAAGCUUUUGGGAUCCCAGAGGAUUUUGACUACAUGGACUGAUUGCCAGCUUUUCUACCAGCAUUGAUGUUCACAAUAAGCGAAAAGAUAAGUGUUUAAGCUUCAGUUUGAAGCCAGUAUACCUGGUGUCAGCAGUUCUAGUUUAUGUUCUGUGUAUUAGAGUGAAAAUAAAUGCACCAGGAUUCAUAUUUAUGGACUUUGAAUACAGACAGAUAUCAGUGAUUUUACUGUGGCAGAUGGACUUUAUCAACCGAUAUGUUGCUUUGGUGCAACCAGAGAAGAGCAGCACCAAGCAUUAGCGGUUGUGAAGGGUGAGGGGGUUAUGUGAUGAACACAACUGAGCAGCCUGACUUUUGGGACACCUGUUUGCAUGAAAACUGAGAGGCCCAAGUUGAUGAUGGAACGGAAUCAACACUUAACACAUCUGUGCAGCCAGUGAUCUAAUUUGUAUGGUUUAAACAGAUGGUUUGGAAUCAAACCCCUGUGCUCUUUCUUUUCCUACUUUUUAUUUUUGCUGAGAUGAAAAGAAAAACUCUUCGUUUACCAAAAGUGCACUGACAGGAGAAUUAAAUUACAGACGAUAUGUUUAGGAUAUGUUAUGUGUACAAGUGCUGUAAAUAUUUAAAGUGCAUUUACUUUUUGCA
Molecule: messenger RNA, 1448 nt
Organism: Sebastes umbrosus (honeycomb rockfish)
Lineage: Eukaryota; Metazoa; Chordata; Actinopteri; Perciformes; Sebastidae
Gene: mnd1
Product: meiotic nuclear divisions 1 homolog (S. cerevisiae)
Exons: 8
Coding region: 229-846 (205 amino acids)
Biological process (GO): reciprocal meiotic recombination
Cellular component (GO): nucleus
Molecular function (GO): double-stranded DNA binding
Source: RefSeq, a predicted model, not a curated record